Messenger RNA from Adineta ricciae, 804 nucleotides. Lineage: Eukaryota; Metazoa; Rotifera; Eurotatoria; Adinetida; Adinetidae. The record is from the annotation of a GenBank genome assembly.
AUGGCAGUUGCCUCGCCCAAUCUGUCAGAAUCUCGUGAAUAUAUUCUCAAUCAAUUUCAAGAGAUAACAGCUUUGAAUAUCGAAGAUGCCAUUUGUUUCCUCGAUCAGUACGAUUGGAAACUCGACGACGUCAUCAAUGAUUAUUACAAUGGAAUCGAAGUGAAACAAAAACCAACGCACAAUCCAAAUUUAGGAAGAUUCUAUUCCAUUGAAAAAGACAACGAACAACACGAUGAAGACAGUGAUCGACAUUAUGCAGAGUUAUUACAAACAUACGGUGAUGCUGAUGAUUGGGCGCGAGCCCAACAAUCGCGACAAUAUUUCGAAGCCAAACCAAUUUAUCAUGAAAAACAACGCUUAAUGCGAUGUGGUCUACAUUCGUUGAACAAUCUUUUUCAAAUGCCGAAAUUGUUCACUAAUCAUAAUUUGGAAAGUAUCGUUCGAGAAUUCGAUAAACGCAAACUUUUCAACGAUUAUCGAACGUUGUGGUUAGGAAAUUAUGAUUUACGGAUCUUGAUCGAAGCAAUCAAUCGAUGUGGAUUCGAUGUACGACAAAUCGAUGUUUAUCGUGGUGAAAGUUUCGAACGAUUACCUUGGGAUUCCUAUUUUGGUUUGUUAAUCAAUUUAAAUGGUGCUCAUUGGUUUACAAUCAAGAAUCUGAGUGGAAUUUAUUAUAAUCUCGAUUCAACAUUACGCAAGCCAAUUGAAAUCGGACAAAGAUCUCAUUUAAUUCAGUAUUUGUAUCGUUUGAUACGUCAGACACGAACAGUUUAUUUGUUUGUUGUAUCGCAGAAGAUCGUUUGA